AUGGCACCGCCCCCGCCACUUCCGCUACGGACGCGGAAGUCCCGCCCCGACGCCGGAAGUCCCGAGGCCUUGCUCGCCGAGAACCUUCCCCGUCUCCGCCGCGGAGGGUGGGACUGACUUUCGGCCCCGGGUGGGCGCCUGCUGGGCUGCCCGUGUGCUCCGGAGUGGUGUCUCGGGAGCACUGUUCUCCCGGACGCCGGCCCCGAAAGCUCGGGCCGCGGCCGCGCCAGGGUAGCGCCCGUCCCGGCGCGAGGCCCGUGCGGGGCCAUGAACGGGACGGCGAACCCUCUGCUGGACCGCGAGGAACACUGCCUGCGGCUGGGAGAGAGCUUCGAGAAGCGGCCGCGGGCCUCUUUCCACACGAUUCGCUAUGACUUUAAGCCAGCAUCUAUAGACACUUCUUGUGAAGGAGAGCUUCAGGUUGGCAAAGGAGAUGAAGUCACAAUUACACUGCCACAUAUCCCUGGGUCCACACCACCAAUGACUGUGUUCAAGGGGAACAAGCGGCCUUACCAGAAAGACUGUGUUCUUAUUAUUAAUCAUGACACCGGUGAAUAUGUGCUGGAAAAACUCAGUAGCAGCAUUCAGGUCAAGAAAACAAGAGCUGAGGGGAGCAGCAAAAUCCAAGCCCGCAUGGAACAGCAGCCACCUCGUCCACCACAGCCGUCCCAGCCCCCACCGCCACCUCCACCGGUGCCAUUCAGAGCUCCAACGAAGCCGCCAACUGGACCCAAAACUUCACCUGUAAAAGACAACCCCUCACCUGAACCACAGCUCGAUGACAUUAAAAGAGAGCUGAGGGCUGAAGUCGACAUCAUUGAGCAGAUGAGCAGCAGUGACAGCAGCUCCUCAGGCUCUGAGAGCUCUUCGGGAAGCGAUGACGAUAGCUCCAGCAGUGGGGGCGAGGACAGUGGCCCUGCAUCUCCCCCGCAGUCUUCACACCAGCAGCCCUACAGCAGCAGGCCAGCCGUUGCCAAUGGCACCAGCCGGCCACAGGGGAGCAGCCAGCUCAUGAACACCCUCAGAAAUGACUUGCAGUUGAGUGAGUCUGGCAGUGACAGUGACGACUAGCACCGGAGCUUUCAAAAUCAACUUCUGGGUGCACAAAUACGCUGAAAGAUUGGGUUCCUUUAGCAUGGAGUCCAUCGCCAAGAGGAAAUGUGGAUCAGUGACUGUAGUAGGAGUUUGAGGCUCUUGAGCUCACAGAUAUUCAAGUCUUUAACUUAGUGGUGAUGGGUGAUUUUCUUAUGUAAUUUUUGAACAAUCUCAUGUUUCAAAGUGUAAGUAGAUCUAUGGAAGAACAGAAUUAUAUUUCUAUUUGGUUAACACUGUUAAUGAAAAACAGGCAAAUAUGCCAUGGUUGAGGUUACUCAAAAGCCAUAUAUUCGCCAGGCCAGUGAUCCAAUUUUAAACCUCAGCAGCCACCAGUUUGGCCAAGUGAUUUGCACCAGUGAAAUAAAACACAAUCUUUGAGGGGUAGUGGAGAGAGGGGAACCUCAAACUGCAGCAUAGAAGAAUGUUAAAACCACUUUAGCUGUUGACACAAAGUGGUAAGGAAAUAUUGUCUGGCCUAGCCUGACAAGCCUGUAUAAAAAGGCUUCAAGAUGGAGUCCUAGAGUGUCAGCUGGGCGGGACAGUGGAGCUCUGCUAGUUCAAUCCCCACGUUUAUAGAUAAGGGAAAGGAAGCACACAGCUGGCUUAUGGCCAGUUUCCUGCUCCCCAGCCCAGGCUUUUCCCACUGUUCCCUCCUUUGAUUCUCAUUUGUUAGAAUUAGAGGUUCUUACACAUGGGCUUAACAGCUGUACAUAGCAGCUUUUAUUAGAUUCCAAAAGAAAAUGGGUACUUAUAGCUUACAUUCAGUCCAGACGUCCCUGAAUGCAUGCACCUGGAUAAGCAGAUGACACCAGCAGCCGCACAUGAUUCAGUUAACUUGGGGUGCUUCAUUCCGCAUAGACCCAUACUAUGUGUUAUUCACUCGGUGAAUUGUAGUAGGGGGAGGCAGGAAUGGAAGGAGAGGUCUAGUGAAAAAACCUUUCUGAACAAAUGAACCAGCAGCAGGUUUCCAAAAACCAGAAUCUAGAGAGGAGUUCUGCAAUAUGAAAUGAACACAUUCUUUGAUAAGGUAUUUCUGUUCAUUCUUUUGUACCACUGUUUCUGUCUGACUCCCACACUGAUCUGUAUUUUUAUAAACAACUAGAAGAAAGUCAAAGCCUUCUGCAGUGUAGUUUCCAAAUGAAUCUGUUGUAGGAAACUGGUCACUAGUAAAUGUUCCAUAUUGAGUGAAUGUAUGGUAGAUCAUCCCAUAAUUAGUAAUGAGUAGCCCAUUCUUGUAACUUGAAUGACUAUGUCCUGAGAAAUUGCCAUCUACGUGGUUCAUUGGGUAUCAAGAACAUUAAGAAUAAUUUUCCCUUGGGUCCAUCCACUCGGAUGGCUUUUCCCUCCCCAGCUGAUAGAUGGUAGCAGUCUGGACCUGGAAAGGAAUUAGGUGAUCCAUGGUGGGGGCUUUGGCUAGAAUAUUAUGCCUUAUAGAGCCACGUGUUUCAUCCCCACACUGACCCCAGUGAGCUGGAGACAUGGGCCGGGAGCUGUCCAGCAGCAUGCUCCCCUCGCUCUGCCAGGUGUAGGGAAUGGUACACACCCUGCAGUGGGUUCCAGCCAUCGUGAGGUUUCAUAGAUUUAAUGGCAGGUAAGAACUUCAUUGAAAUGAGUUGAUAAUUGCUUUUUAAUUCCUUGGUAGUGACAGCUCAGGAAAGGUAAAGGCCGUGAUUGGGAAACUUGAAUUGUUACUGAAUGUGGGAAUUAUUUCACUGCUCUUGCUCAAGCUAGGGCAGGUUCUAGGAACUUGAACUAAAAAUACCUAUUUAAACCUCUCCUUCCUUUUUUUUCUCCCCAAGUCUUUGUUUAUAUAGACAGAACUGUGGCUUUGGGCAUGUUUUUUGCAUAGGAAAUGCUUGCAUAUAGCACUGGAUUUGGCUUCAGGCCCUCCCCUGUCUUCAUCCUACCCAACACUGCAUGGUUAUCCUCUAGCACAGCUCCCGUUUGGUACUGUGCACAAAGCCUUGGGGGUUCUUUCCAUCAUCUUCCAGCUUUACCCACCGCAGUAAGGAAUCUUCUCUUCUUGGUGAUCAAGAAUUUGGCCUCACAGAGUACUUGCUCUCAGCACUCCUGACUAGCCAUCUCUCUGCCCCCUUCCCCUUCCAAGCCACACCCAUGAGGUUCCGUCCUUGUGGAUUCUUCCUCUCUUCAGCCCAGUGGAGUGCUCUGUGCAGUACUGACCUUCCUCUUGCUUGAGGUCUGGUUGGUGUGAGCCCUUGGAAAGCACACUGUUACUCUCAUCUCUAUUUCCUGGGGUGUCCCCAGGAAUAGAUCAGAUGCUCAUGCCUGUGGGACAGAAACAGAGAAAACAGCCAGUAGAGUAUGGAGGGUAGACACAAAACAUUCCAGACAUUUGGAGACUGCUAAAAACUUUCCAGCUCAUAUUCAUGAUUUCAAAAAUCUCUAAGUGAAUUGUUAAAAUUGCCUGUUCUUUGCUCUGUACAAUGUCUGCUAUACUGCAGGUCACUAGACUUAAGCUGGAAGCAUCCAAGGAGCCGUAGCAGGCCACAGUGAAGAUGUGGUUUGGAAAAGUAAUACAGACAAACUAGAGGUUUGUAAUGAUGCCACUCAUUAACCUUUUUUCUAUAGCAGAAUCAUUGUUUUCUAUGUGUGUGCUUCAGGGAUGGGAAAACUUGAAAAUUCCAAGAUCCUUCCUUCCAUAUUUGAGAGGCUAGUUAAGUAAGGUGUGUGUGUGUGGUUGUGUGUGUGUAUCUGUGAUGUAUUUAUUACAUUAUUUUGAAAGAGUAAUAGUCUGUUAUGUGAACAUAUGUUAGGUACAACCAAAUUGGAUAUUUCCAUUUGGUAAGGAUGGUAGAGUUUCUAAAACUCAGGCUUUAACCAGUAGGUUGGAAGACAAGACCAAUUGAAGAGUUGUGAAAUAUGUUUUUGUUGCUUCUGUUAUUUUUCUCUUGGGUUUAUUGUCUUAUUCUUUAAUCAUUUUAAAAAUCUUAUGCCUAAAAGUUUAUUCUUAAUUAUGAAGUAGACGUGCAUGUUUACAUUGCUGUGUAAAGUUUUUUUGGUUCUCUUAAAAGAUCAUUAUAUUUAAGUAAAAAAUGAAAGUCAGCAAUACA
Molecule: messenger RNA, 4166 nt
Organism: Manis pentadactyla (Chinese pangolin)
Lineage: Eukaryota; Metazoa; Chordata; Mammalia; Pholidota; Manidae
Gene: EAF1
Product: ELL associated factor 1
Exons: 6
Biological process (GO): positive regulation of DNA-templated transcription; regulation of transcription elongation by RNA polymerase II
Cellular component (GO): super elongation complex
Molecular function (GO): transcription elongation factor activity
Source: RefSeq, a predicted model, not a curated record